CUGAAACGUGAGAUUCUCGCGUCGAAGUUUGCUCUCGAGUCUCUCUCCCUCCCUCGUUUCGGAGUUUCGACGAUGUCCGCCACCUCCGCGAGUGGCUCCAGCCAACCGGACGACGCAUCACACCGGCCGCCGGCUGAGAAUUCCGAUGAACCCGGCCAGCCUUCGUGUUCGGACCUCACGCAGACAGUCGCGUUCUCGUCGGGCAACCCACGGAUUGAGGUGACGAGAGGAGUCAUGCGCCUUUUCUGCAACCCUUCCGAGCCCCUUGAUUGCAUCUCCCACCAUCUUCCUGUUGGGAGGAGUCCUCUUCUUUGCGUUCUUGACGUUCCGAACCACAUGAAUUACGCUGACUUCUGCCAGUUCUGUGGGUCCGUCAUUCAGCAUAUUCUGGAGAUGCGAAUCGUGAGAAAUGAUGGUAUGGACGAUCACUAUAGCGUUCUGAUCAGGUUCCAUGAUCAGAAUUCGGCUGAUUCUUUCUAUCAUUAUUUCAAUCAGAGAUGUUUCUCGUCUCUGGAGGUGGAGGUAUGCAACGUGCUUUUUACAGUGGAUGUACAGUACACUGGCUCUACGGAACAUGCUCAAACUUCUGCUGUUGGAUCAAUGGACCUACCUAAUUGUCCGGUCUGUCUUGAGAAACUAGACAAUGAUGUGAGUGGUACCCUGACAACAAUUUGCAACCAUUCUUUUCACUGCUCGUGCAUAUCAAAAUGGACUGAUUCUUCAUGCCCAGUUUGCAGAUAUUGCCUGCAGCAGCCUGAGAAAUCAAGGUGUUUUAUCUGUGACACAUCAGAAAACUUGUGGAUGUGUGUUCUCUGUGGCUUUGUUGGGUGUGGAAGGUAUAGAGAGGGCCAUGCUAUCAGGCACUGGAAAGAGACACAGCAUUGCUAUGCUCUUGAACUGGAGACUCAGCGAGUAUGGGAUUAUGUUGGGGACAACUAUGUCCAUAGGCUAAUUCAGUCCAAAACUGAUGGCAAGUUGGUUGAGUUGAAUUUCCAUUGCAGAACUGCCGAUGAUAGUUGUGGAAGUUGUGAAUGUAGUGGGGAUUCAGGAAUGAGUGAGGCCCUUUUCAACAGUAAAGUUGAGGCGAUAGUUGAUGAAUAUAAUGACCUCCUCACAUCUCAACUGGAGAAUCAAAGAAAGUAUUUUUCAUCUCUUCUACUUGAAGUAAAGGAAGAAACUGACCGGGCGAUUACAGAAGCAGUUGAGAAGUCUGUAAGCUUGAGGCUGCAGAAGAUGCAAGGGAAACUCCAGAAAUGUUCUGAGGAAAAACAAUUUCUCAACGAAAUCAAUGAGAACCUUCUUAAGAAUCAGGAAAUAUGGAGUAAAAAACUCAUGGAGAUUGAAGAGCGUGAGAGGUUGACACUCAAAUCAAAGGAUGAUAAGAUACGGGAUUUAGAAGAACAGCUUGGAGAUUUGAUGAUUUUAAUUGAAGCACAGAAAACGUCAGACCAACUGCCCGACUCUUCUGGUGUCAAGGAAGGGACUGCUCUACCUCUACCUUCCGAGCCUUCUCAUGGAGGCACAAGGCGAUCUCCAAGAUCCAGUAGAAGGAAGUAAUUGAUGGGGCGUGUUCUUCUUGAAUGUUGGUUAGGCGAGUGAUGAAUGUAUGUGGUUUUGUAAGGAAGUAUGCGUGCACGUUGAUUUAAAAAGGGGAAAGUUGGGAGAGGGGGAGGGGAUGGUUCGUGUUCAGAUGAAAUGAAGAGCUCCUUGAAUUGUUUUGUUGGCCUUGGAGAGGUUUCAGAAAUGAAAUAGUUUCUGUAUGUGGGGAACAGCAUUAUGCAUUC
Messenger RNA from Nymphaea colorata (pocket water lily), 1784 nucleotides. Its product is annotated as BRAP2 RING ZnF UBP domain-containing protein 2. The record is from RefSeq and is a predicted model, not a curated record. The transcript is spliced from 12 exons. Lineage: Eukaryota; Viridiplantae; Streptophyta; Magnoliopsida; Nymphaeales; Nymphaeaceae. The coding region runs from base 73 to 1557 and encodes 494 amino acids. Gene Ontology annotation, biological process: Ras protein signal transduction; protein ubiquitination. Gene Ontology annotation, cellular component: cytoplasm. Gene Ontology annotation, molecular function: ubiquitin protein ligase activity; zinc ion binding.